CUCAGUGAGGCUGAUGCCGUGCAGCAAGCAGUAGGUAAUGAGUCUUUGUGCAGAGUGAAGCUCUUGUCGCUGAACAAUAAAGCAUACGGUACCAGCAAUAAAACACAGGGCUGGCAAAUUUCAGAAGAUUCCGCUGAACCAGGAAGAACAGUGCCUUCGGUGAUGCUGACACACAUUAUAAAAUGAUAAUCAAUUUAUUUUGGAUUCUAAUGAAUAAAGAGUGCAAGGACUAAGACUACAGCUAUUUGAACAGGUGCAUGUGACAGCGCUGCAGCGAUGAGUGGAAUUUUAAAGAGGAAGUUUGAAGAAGUUGACGGCUCCUCCCCCUGCUCCUCUGUGCGGGAAUCAGAUGAUGAAGUUUCCAGCAGUGAAAGUGCUGACAGUGGGGACAGUGUCAAUCCAUCCACUUCUAAUCAUUUUCCCCCUUCCUCCAUCCUUAAAAGGGAGAAGCGGCUGAGGACGAAGAAUGUACAUUUCAGCUGUGUCACCGUGUAUUACUUCACCAGGAGGCAGGGCUUCACGAGCGUGCCCAGCCAAGGUGGCAGCACCCUGGGCAUGUCUAGCCGUCACAACAGCGUGCGCCAGUACACCCUGGGUGAAUUCGCCAGAGAGCAGGAGAGGCUGCACCGCGAGAUGCUGAGAGAACACCUCAGGGAGGAAAAACUGAAUUCUUUAAAGCUAAAGAUGACGAAGAAUGGCACCGUGGAGUCUGAAGAAGCUAGCACUCUUACAGUGGAUGACAUUUCUGAUGAUGAUAUUGAUUUAGACAACACCGAGGUAGACGAGUACUUCUUUCUCCAACCCCUGCCAACAAAAAAACGGAGAGCACUGCUACGGGCCUCUGGGGUGAAAAAGAUUGAUGUGGAGGAAAAGCAUGAGCUACGAGCCAUCCGCCUAUCUCGAGAGGACUGUGGCUGUGACUGCCGGGUGUUCUGUGAUCCAGAAACGUGUACCUGCAGCCUGGCAGGCAUUAAGUGUCAGGUGGAUCGAAUGUCUUUCCCAUGUGGCUGCACUAAAGAAGGAUGUAGUAACACAGCAGGUAGAAUUGAAUUUAAUCCUAUCCGUGUCCGGACUCACUUUUUGCACACAAUAAUGAAACUUGAACUGGAGAAAAACCGAGAGCAGCAAAUCCCCACGCUGAACGGCUGCCACGGGGAGAUAAGUGCCCACAGUAGUUCCAUGGGCCCUGUGGCUCACUCCGUCGGAUAUUCCAUCGCAGACAAUUUUGAGAUUGAAACGGAACCCCAGGCUGCAGUGCUGCACCUGCAGUCGGCGGAGGAAUUAGAUUGCCAAGGAGAGGAAGAGGAGGACGGUAGCAGCUUCUGCAGCGGAGUCACGGACUCCAGCACCCAAAGCUUGGCCCCCAGCGAGUCAGACGAGGAGGAAGACGAGGACGAUGAGGAGGAAGAGGAGGAGGACGACGAGAAAGGGGACAGUUUCGUGGAAGCUUUGGGUCCCCAUGCCGAAGGGGUCCCUCUUCCUUCCGUCCUUUGUUACUCCGACGGCACGGCCGUCCACGAAAGCCACGCGAAAAGCGCUCCCUUUUAUGCCAGCUCUUCUACCCUCUAUUACCAAAUAGACAGCCACAUUCCAGGAACUCCCAACCAGAUCCCCGAGAACUACUCGGAAAGAGAGACUGUCAAAAGCGGUGCCCUCUCGCUGGUGCCUUACACCAUGACCCCGGAGCAAUUCGUGGACUACGCCCGACAAGCGGAAGAGGCGUACGGCGCCUCCCACUACCCAGCUGCCAACCCCUCUGUCAUCGUUUGCUGCUCCUCUUCGGAAAACGACAGCGGUGUGCCCUGCAAUAGCUUAUAUCCCGAGCACAGGUCCAAUCAUCCUCCAGUGGAAUUUCACUCAUACUUGAAAGGCCCCUCCCAGGAAGGGUUUGGCUCUGCAUUGAAUGGGGACAGUCACAUUUCAGAGCAUCCUGCUCAAGAUUCUUUGAGCCUCGCAGAAAAGAGCAGAUUGCACGAAGAGUGCAUCAAAUCGCCCGUGGUUGAGACCGUCCCUGUUUAGUAGCUUAAGUUAUUCUUGGACCAACUCUCUUCCUAUGUAAAGCACUGUAAUUGGAUUUCCUGGGCUCAUCGUGGUUUCAGCUGAGGACCAAGAAAACUUGGACCGUGGUGAAUCUUCCAGACUGUAUUUUGUUUUCUCCCUUCUAGCUACGUGACUGUGCCGUUGCACAAAUGCAGUCUCUAUGAGGGUUUUAAACGAUUUCAGACUGUUUUGAUAGAAAAUGCUAAUUUUAAAAAAGCAUAUCUCACAGUUGCCUACCUGUGAAACUGUGUGAAACCUGCCAAGCUGUGUAGAUCAGAGCUCCAAGUUUUGGAUUAUCGGGCCUGUGCAAGAUUGUUAACUAAGACUGGGAAAUAAUAAGAUUUAGAGUCCUAAUUUUCGAUAUAUCUGAAGAUGAUGGUGACUUUUUAAUGUAAAAGUAAUUAUUGUAAGAAAAAGAUUUAAUUGUUCCAUGCGUAUUUUAUUUAUGGUAGUUAGAAGUCAUGUUUUGAUGAAAACGAGCAGCAGCAUGUUCUUUUAAGCUGAAGACACAUAGUUAGUACCACCGAGCAUGCCCACAUGGAUUGCCUCUGGAAUCCAUUCACAUUUUUAUGAUCGUGUCUGAUCAAAUUUGCAAAUACUUUCUUAAGGGUGAAAUAGGCCUAUUUUUGCUAUUUUGGACAAAUAAAUGAAUCUAUAUGUGCAGGUCCUUACACAGUUUUCUCUAAAGUUAACAGUUAGGACAAUCCUCUGGUGAGGGUCUAGUUCACUGCCCUCCCUCAGUUGACUCCAGAGAUGGAGGUAGAAGGAAUUGCCUUUCUUUUUUAAACAGCAUCAUCUUGGUUCUUAGCUUGGACAGCACCUUCAAACUCUACUCCCCUGCAUCAAAAUGCACUUUAGUGCCCCUUCAUGGUACCUUGUGAGGGGUGGGGACUAAGAACUCUUUGAGAUGAAAAAUUU
This is a messenger RNA of Lipotes vexillifer (Yangtze River dolphin), 2958 nucleotides long. RefSeq names its product cysteine and serine rich nuclear protein 3 (gene CSRNP3). The record is from RefSeq and is a predicted model, not a curated record. The coding region runs from base 277 to 2019 and encodes 580 amino acids. Gene Ontology annotation, cellular component: nucleus. Gene Ontology annotation, molecular function: DNA-binding transcription factor activity, RNA polymerase II-specific; sequence-specific DNA binding. The transcript has 5 exons. Gene Ontology annotation, biological process: regulation of transcription by RNA polymerase II. Lineage: Eukaryota; Metazoa; Chordata; Mammalia; Artiodactyla; Lipotidae.